Molecule: messenger RNA, 1626 nt
Organism: Physella acuta
Lineage: Eukaryota; Metazoa; Mollusca; Gastropoda; Physidae
Product: innexin unc-9-like
Cellular component (GO): plasma membrane; gap junction
Molecular function (GO): gap junction channel activity
Source: RefSeq, a predicted model, not a curated record
GGGACAUAGAUUCUAUAUCCUUAUUUUUAAAUCAUAACUCCAAGAUAAAGUUAAAAUAUAUGUUAAACGAAGAUGUAAAUCUGUGUGUAUGUUUUACUGCAAUAAAGUACAAGAAUAGAUUAGUUUAACUAGUUUAAAGGAAUAAAAUGUUAGUACUGAUAUAGUGUUAUGCAACAUGACUUCAAUGAUAACGGAAUUUACCAGCGUAGACUCCAUUGUAGACAAGUUCACCAACGCUGUACUGAAACAGCCGGUGAAAGGCGAGGACGUUGUUGACAGGCUGCACCAUUUCGUCACAGUCGGUCUCAUGAUCGUGUUCGCCAUUGGCAUCGGUCUACAGGAGUACGUCGGUAAGCCAAUCAGCUGUUGGGCGCCCAAAGGUUUUCCUGAGGACAGUUACAGAGAACACAUCAACAGCUACUGCUGGACGCACAAGCUACGCUACCCGCAGUACGAGAGGGAGGGGGGAAUCAAUGACACCCAAGCCUUUGGAGGUGUCUUGGACCCAUCACGCCCAGCCCCAUUGGUAGACUUUGGCACCGCAUUCUUCAGAUGGGCUACACUCAUCUUUAUUUUACAAGCUUUUCUGUUUAAACUCCCGAACUUUAUUUGGUGUCACCUCAGCUCAGCGUCCAACGCGGACAUUCAGAAAAUCCAAACCCUGGUCCAAGAGUCUCAGAACGCUGCCGACGACAACUCCAGGAAGCUCAAGAAAGACGAGGUCGUGGCGUACUUCGAGAACUGGAUCACCGGACACCGGAACUACCGGUUCAAAUUUGCCGGAAAACACUCAGCUAAACUUCUGUCGAUUUUAUUCUGUCUUGAAAAACAGUCAGGGAGUUAUCUCUCAUCGUUGUAUAUUUGCUACAAGUGUUUAAAUAUCGUGAACGUUGUUGGGAAUUUCGGGAUAAUGACAGUGCUUUUGGAUGUGAAUUUUUGGAAGUACGGUCUGGUCGUGUUGAAUAGUGUGUUUACAUACGGGGACUGGCAGGAUUCGAACAAUUUCCCGCGUCUUCUGUUGUGUGAUUUCGUCGUGGAAGGAAGCACUGGAUCAAACCCCAGCGGGGGUAGUUCGACACCAGCCGAGUAUAAAAUUCAGUGCACAAUGGCGUUGAAUCUUCUGCUAGAGAAGGUUUUUGUCGUAGAGUAUUUCUGGUUGUUGUUUUUAUUCAUCGUCACUUUUGUAAACAUGGUGAUCUGGGCGGUGAAAACGAAACCCCCAUGCUCGACUAUACUUUUCAGUAAAACGUUUAUGAAAACCGUCCAAUCAUACCCAUCUUUAGAGAUCGGCAUCGCCAUGAUGGCUUUUAAACCAACCAAUGAAAACGCGUGUAAGAACGUUCAAAAAGAUUUCAUCGAAAACUAUCUCAAAAGCGACGGAGUUUUAGUGUUACGUUUGUUAGAACAAAACUCGGAUAAAAUGUUGCUGUCGGAAGUUGUAUGUGCAUUAUGGGAUAGAUACCGAGCAGUUCAAAAAUAUAAAGACAACUCGAAUAUGACGAUAUGUGACGAAACGAAAUUGGAUUCUGUGGGGGUAGUAGCAGUACCGGAACAUCAAGAAAAAUUGGAAGUUAAUGAAUAAAAUAUUUGUUUUUAUAAAACUGGAAUAAAUCUAAAAACUUUUUA